AUGGCUGCUGUAUCAGAUACGAACGUCCCGGAGGCAACGCCUCCUGCUGCUGCGGUGGGUGGCGCAUCCACUGCAGACCUGUACACGCAGGCCAACAUCUACCUUGCGAAACAGACAAAGCCAGUGAUCAUCCCCUCCUUUGCGAAAUGGUUUGACAUCAACGAGAUCCACGAGAUCGAGAAGAAGUCGCUGCCAGACUUCUUCAGCGCCCAGUCGAACAUCAGGUAUAAGAACCCUGCGAUUUACAAGACGGUGAGAAACUUCAUUGUGAACACGUACCGGUUGAACCCCAUCGAGUAUUUGUCGAUCACGGCAAUCCGGAGAAACAUCGCGAUGGACGUAGCGUCAUUAAUGCGGAUCUACGGGUUCUUGGCGAAGUGGGGGUUGAUCAACUACCAGAUUGACCCGAAGACAAAGAGUUUUUCGAUGGGUCCGCAGUUCACGGGCCACUUCCAGAUCACGUUGGACAAGCCCACUGGGUUUGCGCUUCAGUCGGCGGAGUCGGCGAUCACGGUGAAGGAGGACGACGAGGUGGAGCUGAACGAAAACAUGGACUUGGACUCCACAGGGAUCAAGGUUGUGUCUCUCAAUAACAACACGCACGAACCAUCCUUCAAGAGACAGAAGAUCUCUAACAGCGUGACUCCUAACGUGAAGUUGAACUUGCAGUUAAGAAAGAAUGUGUACGACUCUGUCGACGACGUGUUCAUUUUACAGGACAGCAGCAACGGCAACUCGAAACAGGUGAAGAGAAUCUACUGCUCCAUCACAGGUAACGACAUCACCGAAACGAAGUACCACAACUUGAAAAACAAGUCGAACAUUUCCCUAGAGUGUUUCGAAAACAGUCAGUUUGAAGACUACUUCAAGAGCUCGGAUUUUAUCAAGCUUGAAAAGACAAACCUCAACAACGAGUUCAGGCCCUGGACCAACAAUGAGGUCUUGCUGCUUUUGGAAGGUAUUGAGAUGUUUGGUGACGACUGGAAUUUAAUUGCUGGUCACGUCGGCUCGAGAGCAAAAGACCAAUGUAUUAUUAAGUUUAUCCAGCUUCCAAUUGAAGACACUUAUCUUUUCAAACACAUCUCCAAGUCCUCCUACGUUGAGUACUUGAAGAAACUGAAGGACGACAAGACAAUCGAUCUAUCUUCUCUACUCUCCGUUAUCACAAACGGGGCUUCUGGUGACAGUACCACAACAACAACCACAACCACAACGACCUCAUCGACUACAACGGCGAAUUCUGCUAAAAGAAUUAUCGAUAAUGUGCACGGCCAUGCGAGCUCCGAGCUUAAUUCUCAAGACAAUGUUAUAACAUCCAUUCUCAAGCUCUCCUUGCGCAAGUUCGAGCUCAAAUUGCAGGGCUUCAUGAAUCUCGAGUCUAGAAUCAGUGAACAGCAAAAGUUCGUUGAAACGGAAAAGGAGAACCUCGUGUUGGACAAGAUGAAGGUCAAAAGACAAUGUUUGAAGGUUCGGUUGCAGCUUAUGAAAGCUUCCAGCAUUGCCCGUGAGACCAAGGGUAAUCCUUCAAUAACACCGGAAGCAUUAGAAGCUUCGAUCACAGAGGCUCUAAACCUAGUGGAUCGGGCCAUCGGCGAAGCCAACUACGAUCCCAACGCGUCUUCCUCCCUUGCCAUUUUUGGGCAAGACGGUAAAAGUAGACCAGAAGGCAGUCAGGAGGCGUCGGUGCAGAACGUAAAGGAGAACGAAGUCGAUGUAACCAAGCCGAUCAGUGUUGUGGAACCAAAGUUCAUAUUGCAACAUGUCACAGCCAAGACCAAAACCUUGGGAAACGGCGUCGACGGCGACGACCUCUGUGUCACCAACUGGCUCAACGCCACUAUCAACAACAACAACAACGUCAACAUCUACAACAAACCCAUCCGCAAAUACCGCAGACGCAACAGCAUUACGAAUUCAUCAAACAUAACGAACGGGCUCUCGGGCUAUGGCUCAAGUUCUUAUGGCAUGAAUGGCAUGGGGUCAUCCAUGUAUGGAGGCUACGGCAGCUACGGAAGUGGCUACGGCUCUGGGUAUGGAGGUUACGGAAGCUAUGGUGGUAUGGGAGGAAUGGGAGGACUAGGAGGAAUGAGCAGCUAUGGCGGUAUGAGUGGAUUAGGAGGGUACGGCGGCUAUGGUGGGCUCGGUGGUAUGGGCGGCAGAUACAGACAAAUGGGAUACGGGGGAGUGGCUGGGGAGGAAAACUCUAGCGGGUCACUGAACGGGGUAGCUGAUGCAACUGCCCGAACGUUUCAAGUUCUUGAAAACGUCGUCUAUGCAGUGGGUGCUGUUGCAGCCCUACUUGAAAGCACAUACUACGCAACACAUAAUAGCUUUUUCACCAUUCUUGGCGUUGCUGACCAAUUAGGUCAUCUAGGAAGUGUUGGUGGGAUGAUAAAGGAUACCUUUGGUGGGGUGACUGAUUCUGUUAAACAAAUAGGGAAUGGUGCCAGCGGCUCGAAUAAUGGGCCGCUUGGACUUUAUGCUGUUUUAGCAUGGCUGAAGAGAAUCCUAAAAAAAUUAUUAGGUUUCUCAACAGCAAGCCCAACAGACUCCUCAGUAAGUGGUUCGCAUGCCUUACUACAAGAGUUCAGCAAUUGGAAAAAUGGACUGAUAUCGAACAAUCCUAGCUUGAAGUCAAAGAACAGCAAGUUGAGUUUAAAACCGCUCUUGGUUUUUCUUCUUGCCUUAGUUGGACUACCGGUUUUGAUGUCCAAGUUUGUCAGAUAUAUUGAAAGAGAACAGCAGAGGAGAGUUCAAGGCCCGGACGCUAGCAUAAGUGCAGGGUUAAAAGCAGAUAACACUACGGCAACUAAUGCCGAUCAGUCAGGCCACGGUAGGUCGAAUAAAAUUGAUCCACGCUCCCUGGAGUUUGCGAGGGCGGUGUAUGAUUUCAUACCUGAAAGGGAAGAAGAGCAACCAAAUGGUUGGAAGGAGCUCAAGCUUGGACGUGGAGACCUAGUGGCCAUCCUGUCCAAUCUCGAUGGGUGGAGCCAUUGCCGAGCAAGAGACGGCCGCGUUGGAUACGUACCUACUCAUUACCUUGAAGUAAUCAAGCGUGCGGAAAAGACGGUGGCAAUUGCAGAUAGUCCUGCAAAGGAAGAAUCCUCCAAGCAAACAACAGUUGGGAAAUCCAUCUAA
Molecule: messenger RNA, 3138 nt
Organism: Pichia membranifaciens NRRL Y-2026
Lineage: Eukaryota; Fungi; Ascomycota; Pichiomycetes; Pichiales; Pichiaceae
Exons: 3
Coding region: 1-3138 (1045 amino acids)
Biological process (GO): positive regulation of DNA-templated transcription; protein import into peroxisome matrix, docking
Cellular component (GO): peroxisome; membrane; SWI/SNF complex
Molecular function (GO): histone binding; DNA binding
Source: RefSeq, a predicted model, not a curated record